Messenger RNA from Anoplopoma fimbria (sablefish), 2955 nucleotides. Its product is annotated as kinesin heavy chain-like. Gene Ontology annotation, molecular function: ATP binding; microtubule binding; microtubule motor activity. The record is from RefSeq and is a predicted model, not a curated record. Gene Ontology annotation, biological process: microtubule-based movement. The transcript has 26 exons. Bases 1 to 2847 code for a protein of 948 amino acids. NCBI's taxonomy places the organism in Eukaryota, Metazoa, Chordata, Actinopteri, Perciformes, Anoplopomatidae.
AUGAUGGAUGCUGCGGAGUGCGGGGUGCGGGUGAUGUGUCGCUUCAGGCCUCUGAAUGAAUCCGAAAUAAACAGAGGAGACAAAUACAUCCCCAAAUUCAAACAGGACGACACGGUGGUCAUCACGAGUAAACCGUACGUGUUCGACCGAGUGCUUCCUCCCAACACGUCACAGGAACAAGCGUACGACCAGUGUGCCAAACAGAUAGUUAGAGAUGUGCUGGGCGGUUACAACGGGACCAUCUUCGCCUACGGACAGACGUCCUCCGGGAAGACACACACCAUGGAGGGCAAACUGCACGACCACCAGCUGAUGGGAAUCAUCCCUCGCAUCGCCCACGACAUCUUUGACCACAUCUACUCCAUGGACGAGAACCUGGAGUUUCACAUCAAGGUUUCCUAUUUUGAAAUCUACAUGGACAAGAUCAGAGACCUUCUGGAUGUGUCCAAGACAAACCUCGCUGUGCAUGAAGACAAAAACAGAGUUCCCUAUGUGAAGGGUUGCACUGAGCGUUUUGUGUCCAGUCCAGAGGAGGUGAUGGACGUCAUCGAUGAGGGCAAAAACAAUCGGCACGUGGCAGUGACUAACAUGAAUGAGCACAGUUCUCGCAGCCACAGCAUCUUCCUCAUCAACAUCAAGCAGGAAAACAUGGAGACGGAGAAGAAGCUGUCAGGGAAGCUCUACCUGGUGGACCUGGCGGGCAGCGAGAAGGUCAGUAAGACGGGAGCAGAGGGAGCCGUGUUGGACGAGGCGAAGAACAUCAACAAAUCUCUGUCAGCGCUGGGAAACGUCAUCUCAGCUCUAGCCGAGGGAACCAAAACCCACGUGCCGUACAGAGACAGUAAGAUGACCCGGAUCCUGCAGGACUCUCUGGGGGGAAACUGUCGCACCACCAUCAUCAUCUGCUGCUCACCGUCCGUCUACAACGAGUCCGAGACCAAAUCCACACUCAUGUUUGGACAGAGAGCCAAGACCAUCAAGAACACAGUGUCUGUGAACCUGGAGCUGACGGCGGAGGAGUGGAAGAAGAAAUACGAGAAGCAGAAGGAGAAGAACAAGAGCCUGAAGAACAUCAUCCAGAGGCUGGAGGCAGAACUGAACCGCUGGAGGAACGGUGAGGACGUCCCUGAGGAGGAGCAGCUGAGCUCUAAAGAUCAGAAGAGCGUGGAGCCGUGCGACAACACCCCCGUCAUCGACAACCUGCUGCCACCGGGAGGAGGCGUCUCUGUUUCUGGCGACGAGCGGAGCAAAUACGAGGAGGACAUCAGCGACCUCUACAAACAGCUGGAUGACAAGGAUGAUGAGAUCAACCAACACAGUCAGCUAGCUGAGAAACUCAAGGAGCAGAUGAUGGACCAGGAAGAGCUGCUGGCAUCAACGAGGCGCGACUACGAGAAGAUCCAGGAGGAGCUGUGUCGGCUGCAGGCGGAGAAUGAGCUGGCCAAGGAGGAGGUGAAGGAGGUGCUGCAGGCCCUGGAGGAGCUGGCCGUCAACUACGACCAGAAGAGCCAGGAGGUGGAGGAGAGGGAUCAGACCAACCUGCAGCUGCUGGAGGAGCUGCAGCACAAGACGGUGUUGCUGUCGGCGGUGCAGAGGGAGCUCGGUCAGCUGCAGGAGCUGAACGGCCUGCAGAGGAAGAGAGCCGCCGAGGUCCUCAACCUGUUGCUGAGGGACCUCAGCGACAUCGGCGCCAUCAUCGGCACCAGCGACGUGAAGAUCGCCGUGGGGAACGGCUCGGCAGUGGAGGAGGAGUUCACCGUGGCUCGCCUCUACAUCAGCAAGAUGAAGUCCGAGGUCAAGUCUCUGGUGAACCGCAGCAAGCAACUGGAGAGUGCUCAGGCCGACGCCCACCGCAAGAUCCAGGCCAAUGAGAAGGAGCUGGCGUCCUGUCAGCUUCUCAUCUCCCAGCACCAGGCCAAGAUCAAGUCUCUGACUGACUACAUGCAGAACAUGGAGCAGAAGAAAAGGCACCUGGAGGAGAGUCAGGACGCUCUGACCGAGGAGCUCGCAAAACUGCAAGCUCAGGAGAAAAGACAUGAGGUGUUGGGGGAGGAGAAGGAGAAGGAGGACAUCAGCAGACCGGAUGGAGACGAGGACCUCAAGAAAACGCUGGAGGAGCAGCUGGAGAACCACAGGGAGGCUCACCAGAAGCAGCUCAGCCGCCUCCGAGACGAGAUCGAAGACAAGCAGAGGGUGCAAGAUGAACUCACAGAUCUAAACCAGGGUCUGUUAUUGGAGCAGGAGAGACUUAUGUCGGACUACGACAAACUGAAGGCUGAAGAGCAGGAGAAGGAUGCAAAGCUACAGAAACUCAUACUGCUGAAUGAACAGAGCGAGCAGGCCAGAGAGGACUUGAAGGGCUUGGAGGAGACUGUGGCUAAAGAACUGCAGACUCUUCACAACCUGCGCAAACUCUUCGUUCAGGACCUCACCACGCGGGUCAAGAAGAGUGCAGAGCUGGACUGUGAGGAAGGACUUGGCAACGUGGCCCAGAAACAGAAGAUCUCCUUCCUGGAAAACAACUUGGAGCAGCUCACCAAAGUCCACAAGCAGCUGGUUCGAGACAACGCGGACCUUCGCUGCGAGCUGCCCAAGCUGGAGAAGCGUCUGCGGGCCACGGCGGAGCGGGUCAAAGCCCUGGAGAAUGCCCUGAAGGAGGCCAAGGAGAACGCCAUGAGGGACCGCAAGCGCUACCAGCAGGAGGUGGACCGCAUCAAAGAGGCCGUCCGGGCCAAGAACAUGGCCAGGAGGGGGUUCUCUGCACAGAUUGCAAAGCCCAUCCGACCAGGCCAUCAUCCACUGUCAUCCCCCAUCAGCAGAGCCGGAGCCGUCUAUGCCCACAACUAAAACAAGCAAGUUUACCAUACCAUAAAUAACUGAAGCAUGCCCAUUGCCCCACCUGGAACCACAAGCCCCGCCCCUCCUAUUGGAGCACCAAUGGGAGGCCAUCACCAC